AAGGCCAGCCUCGUGAGUGGAGACUUUAACUUUCCUGUUUUUGGUUCUUGUGGAUCUCAUUCAGGAAUUCCCGUUUCACAUCAAUUUCAAUUUUUCGUGAAGAGAUUUACCUAUUGUUUUGGCUACUUUUUUGGCAUUGAUUUUGAUUUAUCGACUCUGGAUAAGCCUAAUCUUCCAACCCUACCAUCAUGUCAUCUGCCGACGACAUUAAGUUUGAGACGGUCUUCUCUGGAGAGGGUUGGGAGAAGCCGCAAGCCGCUGGCACGGUGGUCUUGAAGUUAUAUCAACCCAACUCCGCUAUACCAACUGCGUACUACGAAUACGCACUGUCGACGCACAAAAUCGCGACGUCGCUCGCUUUCACUGCUGAUGAUGCAGCGUGUGAGCUUCCGAGUAGUAUAGCAACGUGCUUUCAAGUGAAAGAGGACGGGACAUGUGGAAUCGGUGAAAAGUUUUCGGCCUACCUUCAGACCUGCGCAAUCGGGGAGGAGUUUCGCGUCACCAGUAAUUGCGCGACGACAAGUGGCGGAAACAAUGGCGGACCAGCCGACUCAGAAGCUGUCGUGGUAUUGAGUGCUCUCUUCAUGGUUGUGAUGUGCACAACCAAUAACGCAGUGCGUUUUCUCUACCUCACACGGCCUUCCUGAGUGCCACGUUAGCUUCUUUUCAGUUUAACUCCCUUCUGACAGGUUUCUCUCGAGAGUAUUACAGCGAAGCAGCCAGUUGAGUCGGUCCCGGCGGUGCUUAGCCCGGGUGCGAACGGGCUAGAAAAAUUUGUUGCAAAACCACCAAAGUCGAGAUUGAAUAACCAGACACCCGAUGGGGCAGUGGUCAGUGUGCGGGUGCGGACAAGCAUAAAUUCGCCCUGGACAGAAUUCAAAGAAGUCACGCUUGGCGACGGAAGCAUGCCGGAUUUGGUGGAAUUGGCAGUUGCCUCUAUGAGGGAGGGCGAGAGAUCGUAUCUAACCGCUCCCCUUGCGCUCUGCCCGCUUUUUCGCAAGAACGCGUACGGAGAGCAGCACUACGACCUCGAGAAAGCGAUGAAGGAGGCACCCUAUUUCGCGGUGGCGCUAGACACAGUCUCCGCUCCGAAUCUUGCUCGAGAUUGGAAGACGCUGGCACCUGCCAGAAAGGACAUCGGUGCAAAACUGUUGCAGGAGAAACCAAUCCCAAGGAUACUGUUGGCAAGACGGAUCUUCGAGCAGACGGCAAGACUCGUGCGUCAAGAAGUAAAUGUCACCGGUACUAUCCUGAGAGUAGACGCGAGUAGGUGUAAAGAUCGAGAUUUCCUGUGCCUGUUUUGCACCAAUCAUUUUUUGCUGGUUCUUGAGUAGUAGUACGUGGAUGUUCGUGAUAAAAAACAUGUUCAGCACAAAGUCACGCGUGUCUCUCAUUUUUCUGUCACAGGCGCUAGUGGCUCUGCUGGAUCGGAAGAGUUCCAGAAAUUGUACCGCGCGUGUCUAUCAAACAUGGCCCUGGCUGACUUGAAGCUGGCCGAAGGCGGGCCACUUGGCGUGGUUGCGAAGUCUCCACCCUGCUUGUUUUUUGCGACCAGCGCCGUCACAACGUGUAAUGAACUGCUGGAGUCCGAACCAACAAAUCAAAAAGCGAUUUACCGGCGAGCUUUGGCAAAUGAGAUUCUGGGUGAAGAGGCAGAGGCUAUGAAAGAUGCGAAAGCGAUACUCGCGGACGACCCGAAGAACAAGGACUUCCUCGUGCUUGCGCACCGGUUGAAGGACGCCAAGAGCAGAGGCGGUUCGAAGGGGUCCAAGCUGUCAAGUAAAAUGUUUGGUGGUGGCGACGGAGAUCAGCGCACAGCGGAGGCCCGGGCGCGGCAGCAAGAGACUGCGAAUAUGAAUCCAAUGGACGAAAAGAUGCCACCUGGAAUCAGUCCCAUGGACGUACUUGCCUAAUUGUUCUUCUGUAAAUUUCGCUAAGAGAAAGUUUGCGCACUGUUUUUACAACAAGAUGAUCAAAUACUGUAGCUUUGCCGGACCCAUAAAAAGGAGAUGAGUGUUUUGAUUCGGAAAAUGUUGGAAAAUACAUGAAUUUCCCAGGUCGCGCGCAGACAAGGGCAUGGCGAAAUCGUGAACAUUUUGGAAGAGCACCAGGCGAAACAAGCAAAAGAGAAAGAGGCCAGGCACGAAGAACGGCGGCAGGCUGGUUGCCUCAAUUCCGAUACUGAGGAUGAAGAUGGAGAGGAUCGCUUCAAAUUGAAGCGAUAUCGGGAGGCGCAGAAUAAAAAGUAAGCCUGGGAGCUCUGAAAUACCAGGCUCCAGCGCAACUUUGAAUCGAAUGGAAAAAGGAGAUUGCUUCUUUUUCCUUGCGUGCCAGCUCCUGGCCCAAAAACCGAUGUGAUUUGAAACGAACAGCGACAGCAAGCGACACGAGCAUAUGAGUGUGAAUGCAGAACAGAGAUGAAUGGCAC
This is a messenger RNA of Amoebophrya sp. A120, 2428 nucleotides long. NCBI's taxonomy places the organism in Eukaryota, Dinophyceae, Syndiniales, Amoebophryaceae. The record is from the annotation of a GenBank genome assembly.